AUGCUUUUGAUUUUUGUAGUUCUGUAGUACUCAUUUGGCUUUUGUAUUGUUUAUAACUACCCUUUGGGUCGCUUUUGGCAUCAUUCUUGUUCCUUCAUAUGAAGUAAACCCAGAAAAAUUAAAAAUAAUUGUAAAGAUGCUUCUAUUUUUGAAUUGAAGCUUAGGUUAAUGGAGCACAACCCAGAAAUUUAUACUUGAAUUUUUUAUUAAGAUUACUCUCAUCUCUAUGAUUUAGAUGCCCAUUGAAGCAAAAAAGCUGUAGAUAAUGAUUUGCUAAAGUUAAAUACUUUGACUGUGAAUCCAAAUAACAUCCAAGGGAAGCAAGAAUGACAUCUGCUGACAAUGGUGAACAUCACGGUAUUGUUGAGGAUCCUAUGGGUGGUCAAGUUAAGACUCAUGUACCUCUGAAUGUUUCAACAUCUCAAAGGGGACUUGUAAGUGAUGAAAAUUCUCAGAGCCAUUUCCAGGGUACUACUCUUGCUAUUCCCAAAAGGCUAAAGUUCUUCAACUUUGGUAAUUUGGGUUCUCCAUCGGCAAAGUUUCAACAGAUAGCUGCUCAAAGAGAUGACUUUUCUCGAACUGUACCUUCAUCUAGCAGCCUUCAUCUCCGUCAACGUAUUACUAGGCUACUAUCACGGAAAUUGGAUUGGCCAGCUAUUAGGAAAAUGUGCAAAGAGUGGUUCAAAAAUCCACUGAAUAUUGUACUUUUUAUCUGGAUUGUAUGUGUAGCUGUUUCUGGUGCAAUUUUGUUUCUUGUGAUGACGGGGAUGUUGAACCAUGCCAUCCCUAAGAAAUCUCAGAGAGAUACAUGGUUUGAAGUGAAUAACCAAAUUCUUAAUGCAUUGUUUACUCUCAUGUGUCUGUACCAACACCCUCAAAGGCUACAUCACUUUGUUCUUUUAAUGCGAUGGAGGCCAGAAGAUAUUUCCAGGCUGAGAAAGGUUUACUGCAAACAAGGAACUUAUAAGCCCCGUGAAUGGACACACAUGAUGGUGGUUGUCGCAUUACUUAAUCUCAAUUGUUUUGCUCAAUAUGCUCUGUGUGGGCUUAAUUUGGGUUACAAGAGGUCAGCAAGACCAGCUAUCGGUGUAGGAAUAUGUAUCUCAGUUGCAAUUGGUGCACCUGCCAUUGCUGGAGUUUACUGUAUGCUCAGCCCUCUAGGAAAAGAUUAUGAUACUGAGUUAGACGAGGAAGCACAACUCCGAACAACAGCUGCCGAGAGCAGCAGAACUAGCCAACUGAGAAGAAAAUCAUUGGAAAAGAGAUUUUCCUUUGCAUCAGAGGAAGGGAGACUUGUUGAAACUAGACCACAAUGGAGUGGAGGCAUUCUUGAUUUUUGGGAUGAUAUUUCUUUGGCAUAUCUCUCUUUGUUCUGCAGUUUUUGUGUUUUUGGUUGGAAUAUGGAGAGACUUGGGUUUGGAAAUAUGUAUGUUCAUAUCGCAACUUUUCUUCUGUUCUGUAUGGCUCCUUUCUGGAUCUUCAAUUUGGCUGCUGUUAAUAUUGACAGUGAUACUGUCAGGGGGGUAUUAGGAGUUACUGGGAUUUUUCUUUGUUUGUUUGGGUUACUAUACGGUGGCUUUUGGAGGAUUCAGAUGAGAAAAAGAUACAAUUUGCCUCCUUACAAUACUUGUUGUGGUAAACCUUCGGUUGCUGACUGUGCACUAUGGCUUUUCUGCUGUUGGUGCUCUCUUGCUCAGGAAGUAAGGACUGGAAAUAGCUAUGACAUCGUGGAGGAUAAAUUUUGUAAGAAACUAGAUGAAAGUAUAUCACCAUUGCCUCGUGAGAAUGGGCUAUAUGAGUAUACUUCAGGUCCUCCUCUUGCAAACAACUCCUCUUCACUUCCAAUAAUAAAAAGCAGCACCCCAAGCCCCAGCAGAUUUGCAGAUGAAGUUCAUAGUCCUGAUAGUCAGCAACCCUUCGUGGAAGACAAGUCUCAUACAAGAGGUAAAAAUGAGAUAAUGAUACCACCUACUCCUUCAGUUAUACAAAGAGAAGAUGCGUAGCACAGCAGUUUUGCAGUGUUAUGACAACCUGAACUAUAAAUUGUAAGCUUGCCUGCCCAAUUUUCAUUUUAGCUAUAGGUAUGUUGUAUUUCUACAUUUUAAAUAUGUUGUACAAGUGUUGGUUGUUAUCAUCAUGUUUAGAUAUAUUAUUCUCUGUAAUAUUGUUGCAGUA
Messenger RNA from Solanum dulcamara, 2175 nucleotides. RefSeq lists its product as uncharacterized. NCBI's taxonomy places the organism in Eukaryota, Viridiplantae, Streptophyta, Magnoliopsida, Solanales, Solanaceae. The record is from RefSeq and is a predicted model, not a curated record. Gene Ontology annotation, molecular function: cyclase activity. The transcript has 2 exons. Gene Ontology annotation, biological process: sesquiterpene biosynthetic process. The coding region runs from base 327 to 2003 and encodes 558 amino acids.